Molecule: messenger RNA, 1841 nt
Organism: Trachemys scripta elegans
Lineage: Eukaryota; Metazoa; Chordata; Testudines; Emydidae
Product: 24-hydroxycholesterol 7-alpha-hydroxylase-like
Exons: 12
Coding region: 235-1641 (468 amino acids)
Biological process (GO): cholesterol homeostasis; bile acid biosynthetic process
Molecular function (GO): heme binding; oxidoreductase activity, acting on paired donors, with incorporation or reduction of molecular oxygen; steroid hydroxylase activity
Source: RefSeq, a predicted model, not a curated record
ACCCACUGAUGAGAAAGCAAUUCCCUCCCCCCCUUCCACAGUGGGCAGAACAACCCGGCUGUGUUUCUUGCCUUGGAAUCUUGUCUCCAUGGCAGUGAUCAGCCAGUGGCAUUGACAGGACGGAUAGGCCUUAUCAUCUGUCCUGGACUGAGCCUGGGCAAUCUUUCAAGCUGGGAACCGCAGCAAUCAGUUAAAGUAGCAGGAGGAGCAGCUCCCCAGUCAGUGUGCAGGAAAAUGGACGUAACUAUGGCUGUUCUGUUGGCAUUGGUUCUGGGACUUCUUCUGGUCAAGUUUGCUUUGUUUCAGCCAAGAAACCCAAAUUCCCCACCUUGCGUUAGUGGCUGGAUCCCUUGGUUGGGAGCUGCAUUUGAGUUUGGGAAAGCUCCCCUGGAGUUUAUAGAACAAGCCAGAGUCAAGUAUGGGCCAGUAUUCACAGUGUUUGCUCUGGGAAACCGAUUCACCUUUGUGACUGAGGAAGAGGGGAUUGAAGCAUUUUUUACAUCUAAGGACAUAGAUUUUGAGCAGGCGGUGCAGCAAACGGUCCAGCGCACAACUUCAGUUCCUGCAGAAAUCUUUUAUCGGAACCAUAGUAGACUCUCUAGCAUGAUGAAAGGAAAAAUGGGUACCUCUAGCCUGUACCUUUUUGCUGGGACUCUGUGUCAAGAAUUACACGAGCACAUGGACUGCUUGGGCACAGCAGGAACUGAGAAUCUCAGUGAUCUAAUAAGAUCUGUCAUGUAUCCGGCAACCGUAAAUAUCUUAUUUGGAAAAGGUGUCUGUCCAACAAACAAGAGUGACAUCAAGGAGUUUGAAGAGCAUUUUCAGAAGUAUGAUGAGGAUUUUGAAUAUGGGUCCCAGAUGCCUGAGUAUUUUAUGAGAAACUGGUCUAAAUCCAAAAAAUGGCUUCUAAAAGUGUUUGAAAAAGUGGUAUCAGACGCUGAGAGAGCCAACCCGCCAGAAAGCAAUUCCAAGACACUGCUGCAGCAUCUCCUGGAUAACUUGCAUGGAAAACAUUUAGCUCCCAAUUAUGCUCUCUUAUUGCUCUGGGCUUCCCAAGCGAAUGCUAUGCCUGUGGCAUUUUGGACCCUGGCAUUUAUACUAUCCCACACUUCUAUUUACAAGAAGAUCAUGGAGGACAUCGUUUCUGUUUUUGGCAAAGCAGGUAAAGAGAAUAUUGAAAUAUCUGAAGAUGACCUUAAGAAGCUUCUCUUAAUUAAAUGGUGCACUUUGGAAGCCAUCCGACUAAGGUCUCCAGGUGCAAUCACUAAGAAAGUGGUGAAUCCAAUAAAAAUUCAGACUUUCACCAUCCCUGCAGGUGACAUGCUGAUGUUGUCUCCAUAUUGGGUGCAUAGGAAUCCAAAAUACUUUCCUGAUCCUGAAACAUUCAAACCUGAUCGUUGGAAAGAGGCAAAUUUAGAGAAGAAUGCUUUCUUGGACGGCUUCGUGGCAUUUGGAGGAGGGAAGCAUCAAUGUCCAGGAAGGUGGCUUGCUAUAAUGGAGGUUCACAUGCUAGUCGUUUUGUUCCUUUACAAAUACGAAUUUAUUCUUUUGGACCCAGUACCAAAGGAGAGCCUUCUCCAUUUAGUGGGGACACAGCAGCCCGUGGGAGCAUGCCGGGUUCAGUAUAAACUCCGGCAAUGAAAGCUGACUUGACUAACUCUGGUUCCUUUGCCAGCCGCUGUCUGUGACGGACCAUUGCUCUGUUUCACUUUGGCAUGUCCUAUGUGCCCAAUGUAGUCAGUGCCAUAAGCAGAUUUUUAAAUAGUUUCAAAUGCUGUAUGUACUCUGCGUAGUUUUUAUAUCAUGCCCAUCACUGUGGUAUCUAAGCACCUGGGCCUGAU